AUGUCAAUCGAAAAUGAAAUCAAACAAUUAUUAGAAGAAGAAUUAAAACCAAUUGUUUUAGAAAUAAUAAACGAAAGUUAUAUGCAUAAUGUACCAAAAGGUAGCGAAUCACAUUUUAAAGUUAAAAUAGUUAGCGAAAAAUUCGAAGGUUUAACUAUGAUCGAACAACAUCGUUUAGUAAAUACAAUUUUAACAAAUUAUAUAGGUAAUUCUAAAAUCCAUGCUUUAUCGAUAACAUCAAGAACACCAACUCAAUGGAAAAAACAACAAGAAAAAACAGAACCAUCACCAUCAUGUCGUGGUGGUUUUGGUAAAUAA
Molecule: messenger RNA, 318 nt
Organism: Dictyostelium purpureum
Lineage: Eukaryota; Evosea; Eumycetozoa; Dictyosteliales; Dictyosteliaceae
Exons: 2
Coding region: 1-318 (105 amino acids)
Cellular component (GO): mitochondrion
Source: RefSeq, a predicted model, not a curated record